This is a messenger RNA of Rubroshorea leprosula, 821 nucleotides long. The record is from the annotation of a GenBank genome assembly. Lineage: Eukaryota; Viridiplantae; Streptophyta; Magnoliopsida; Malvales; Dipterocarpaceae.
UCUCUCUGAAUUUUAGGCUUUUGCAGAUUUCUCGACUCAUCUUCUGGCUUCAGGUUCAGAUUUAUGAGUUUUGUGUUCUCGCUUAACUUACUUCAGUGUUGAAAGCUAAGUCGAAAGCAAGAGAUACCCAUCAACCAUUUGAUGCAAAGAUUUCGACUUUCCCAUCUUUAGUGAAUUGUACCCGCUGAGACAGGUUGUCUUAUGGUUUGAAAACAUGAUAUCUAUUGAGGGGCCGAUGGGACAGACUCAGAAAAUUCAGAGUUCAGCUUCGUCCUUCAAAAGGUUGGGUAGGAAGUAUCCAUUUAUCAGAUAUGGGCUUCCAAUGAUUUCACUCACUGUCUUUGGUGCAGUUGGCCUGGCUCAUCUCUUGCAAGGCAGUAAGGAUAUUACAAAGGUGAAAGAAGACCAGGAAUGGGAAAUCCUUGAGGCAAGGAAAGCAUUAUCAAGAACAGGACCUGUUGGUGCAUAUAAGCCGAAAAAAAUUUCAUUGGAGGAUGAGUUAAAGGCUUUGCAACAGAAGGUUGACAUAAAUGACUACGAGUACAAGAAAAUUCCUAGGCCAAAUGAAGGCAAGUCAAGCUAGCCUCUGGCUCUCUAUGCCCAAGCCUAUUUCUUAGCCGUAAUAAAACAUUAGCGACGGUUGGAAACUGUCCUGGUUUGUAAUUUGAAUACAAUUUUGAUAGAAUGACAUUGGUGUUUUCCAUUCUGCAAGGAAAUUUACAUUUCCCAAGUCCAUUGUCUUGAUUGCUAUAUUCACUUAUACCUGCACAUUUUUGGUGGUUGAUACUUGAUACGUAUAAUAAUCAAGAUUGUUUUCUAUU